Molecule: messenger RNA, 413 nt
Organism: Eruca vesicaria subsp. sativa (arugula)
Lineage: Eukaryota; Viridiplantae; Streptophyta; Magnoliopsida; Brassicales; Brassicaceae
Source: the annotation of a GenBank genome assembly
AGUCGCAAGAGAGACGAAAACACUGUCUAAAUCGCAGUUCGUGCACGAUGAUAAUCCCAGUUCGUUGCUUUACUUGCGGAAAGAUCAUUGGGAACAAAUGGGACACAUACCUUGAUCUUCUCCAGGCUGAUUACACCGAAGGGGAUGCUCUUGAUGCGAUUGGGUUACAUCGUUACUGCUGCAGGCGUAUGCUUAUGACUCAUGUCGAUCUUAUCGAAAAGCUUCUUAACUAUAACACUUUGGAGAAAUCUGAUGCCAAUUAGAAAACGAAUAGCAGAUGAGCAAUAGUGACGUCUUACUUACCUAUGAAUGAAUGAUGGAUGAUGCUUGAAUGUUUUCUAUGUUUUUUUUUGUUCUGGUUUAACAACUUGGAUCUAUUUUUAGACUACUUUUGAGCCACAAGUAAAGCCCGA